Messenger RNA from Aspergillus pseudotamarii, 689 nucleotides. RefSeq lists its product as uncharacterized. The transcript has a single exon. Lineage: Eukaryota; Fungi; Ascomycota; Eurotiomycetes; Eurotiales; Aspergillaceae. Bases 151 to 534 code for a protein of 127 amino acids. The record is from RefSeq and is a predicted model, not a curated record.
GAGGUAGUACGUACACUGGGUUUAACUCAAAACACGAACACCCUCUUGUGUUUUGCGACCGAGACUGCUCAGAUAAGAGAACAUGUCAUAUCCGGUGAACGUCCUACAAGAGACUCAAGCUCAGUCACCGUAUUACUUCUGGGUAUAAUUAUGCUGGGAGUGACUUCAGUGUGUGCUUCUUGUUCCAAUUUUAUUUCUGAUUGUAGCUUACCUUGCGUCAAUCCAGUCUUGGUACGACUGUGCUUCAUUCGGCUUGGGACAUCUCAUAGGAGCACGUGCCUUGUUUCGGGCACGAAGAAUCAAGUGUCAACCCUUGAAACGGAGUCUGAGCUAUUCUGUUCCAUUAUCUGUCCCAGGUUGGGUGGACUUUUGCAGAGAGCUAGGCAUAUUGAAGCUUUGGUAUGUUGGCAUAAAAUACCGGCAGCAGAAGCACCUAGAAGCACAGGAGACGACCUUACUCCAGUCGGCCAUUUUCAGACUCUAGCCAGGGCUUACCAGCUUUCAAUCCUUUUGGAGCUCUAUCGAAUGUCCUGAGUUGAUAUUCGAGGAACCAUCACUGUCAUUAUCCUUUCCUCAGAGGAAGCGCAACUAUAUCUAAAAUGUCACAGUCAACUACAUGGAUUGGCCAUUGACAUUAUGUCAUUGAUCGCAUCCAUCCCCGAGACCUCAGGAACUCGAGCUGUACAAAC